AUGACCACGUUCAAGUGGCUGGUCCUCGCGAUUGCGGCGACAGGCGCCGUCGCGCGCCCGGCGCGCCCAACACCCGUCCAGAUGCCGUUUGGAAUGAGGCCCAUGACCCCAGAAGAGAUGGACAUGGAGACUGACGGAGGGCGAGAUGGGUCGUCGCCCGAGAAGAAGGCCGAGAUGGCCAAGCUGCUCAAUCGAUGGGCACCCGUGUUCAAGAUGUGCUCUACCGAGAGGUAUUACCCCAGUUCUGUCGACUUUAUGCUGGAGCACUAUAACUUUGUGGAGUACAACAAUGGCACGACCAUCAGGCCAGGCCACGAUGUCCUCUCUGUCUCUGGCCUGGAUCGACUGUGGAAACACGGCGUGAACCAGUCCCUUUCCGUGGACCAGGAGUGCAACGGCCAGCCGCUCAUGCCCCAGGGCAGCGAGUUUCUCUACGGCCCGGCAGGGCAAGAGGGCGCGAUGGUGUAUGCCGAGGAUGGACGCGGCCGCGUCUUUGACGAUGUGUACGGGAUCUGGGUGGACCAGGGACACGGCGUAGUGGAUCUCUGGUACUGGACGUGGGUGUCCAACGCGGAAGGUUCUGACCCAUCAGGUUUUAUCCCUACAAUCUGGGCAAGGAGGUCGGGACUCUGGGGUGGCUGGGCAAUCACUGGGAGGACGUUCCGCUGGCACGACGUCGAGCGCACCGCGGACAAUCGCCCGAUUGCAUACGUCGCGUCUGGAAGCCACGGUGUGUGGCCCACUCCCGGAAAGCACGUGUAUGCGCAGCUGCUCAACCUGUGGGCUCUUGUCGACGUCACGGACGACUAUGGUGCGAUUUGGGAUACGCAAGGCCAUGUUGUCCCUGCAGAGUUCUGGUCGCCCGAGACGACCAAAAAAGUUCACCACACUGGCGACGAGUCUUGGCUCGAGUACACGGGGAAAUGGGGCAACCGUGGGCACAGCUCGUGCUGGUGGCACUUUUUCGUCGGCAUCUGCCAACUCCUUGACGGCCCACCUGGCCCCAAUCGCAAGUUUGGCUAUCCCACAGACUGCAUCAUGGGCGAAGCGACACAGCAGAUGUCCACCUAUUCCUUCUUCCUCUCUCGCAAGGUCAUUGAGCAGGCCGAGAUCCUCAACGUGACGACAAUCGUUGUGGAGCAAGUGUGCGCCCGGCCGAACAUUGCCAGCCAGGCGUGGGCCGAGACGCUCACAUACGACGACCUCGAGAUCUGGCCCAUGAGCUCGGAGAUUGCGUACCGCGGUGCGGACCAGUACCGGACCACCAUGGCGCCCUGCGACGGGUCGCGCAGCGCCGCAAAGGCCUACCGCCUGGUCAUGAGGGACCGGGACGGCGACCACGUGAGCACGUCGCCCGUCCGCGUCCUGUGUAUCUUUGAGGAGGGCCGAGACGGGUGGAUCCCAAGCAGCGCCGCCAAAGUCGAGGACCUGGACGAGUGGCGGUGGAACCUCUUCCUGGAGCACCCAAAGCCCGAACCGCCAAAGGAGACAGAUCCAAUCAACAACCCGGCGUGA
Messenger RNA from Apiotrichum porosum, 1515 nucleotides. Its product is annotated as Vacuolar protein sorting-associated protein 62. The coding region runs from base 1 to 1515 and encodes 504 amino acids. The transcript has 9 exons. NCBI's taxonomy places the organism in Eukaryota, Fungi, Basidiomycota, Tremellomycetes, Trichosporonales, Trichosporonaceae. The record is from RefSeq and is a predicted model, not a curated record.